UGCUCAAUGAUUCGCGUUAGAGUUUUCAAGAAUGUCGAAUGGCCAUUAAAACUUAGGUAAUUAGAUGAUGAGCCCACUGGAUGAUGUUUCAUUCCGUUGGUCGAGCUCUGCUAAUCGAAUCAUUCUGCAGCUUCUUCCCGGAUCUUCGCGUGCGUUCGUGUUCGUGUUAAAGUACUUCGGCUGUUCGAUUAAGUACGGUGAAAGUCGACUUUUUUAACGAGACUUUGAGAACGAGAAACUUGGAGGGAGAAUAUGCGGAAACUCCAAAUGUCAGUUACUUUCAGUUUGCGAGUCUCCAGACGUUGUUUUCCGCCUGCUGGCAGUCAUCGCGACGAGGAGUCGACGCUCUCUUCAUUGCAGUUGCAACGAAGCGCAGUAACAGCAUUUUCGGUGUUUUGAUUUCUUCUCAUUACUUCGAUCGUGUGCGCUUGAAAAAUGCUUUUUCUCUUUCAAUUAAUUUCUUAUCGUUUUUUCAAGUCAUGACCACUUCGGUAUGAAGCUUGCAAGUAAAAAAUAGUCGAUUUACAAAUUAACCAUCCCGAAGGAGAACAUUUUGCAGCAAUAAAGGAUACAGGAUUCCAUGAAAAUGAAGAGAAACCAAAACUAAAAAAAGUGCAUCGAGAAUCAGUGCGAUAGUGAACUCUGGAAUAAUUCAGUCCGGAAUAAAUGACCAGCCAUCCGAAUAUUUCCAACAAAUGAUAAGUUUUUCAGCGAAAAAAUGACACUCGCUGAAAAUCCCUCCGAUUUCAACAGCCUCGGUAAAAACGAAAAAUCAGCUGAGCCGAAUGAGACCACGUUCACACCGGUAUCGAAAUUGAGACAAUCCGUUCCUCAGAUAUGCGCGGUGAGCGCGAAAAAUUUGCUCCUCAUCACCAUCGGCACCACCAUAGGAUUCCCGACGAUUCUUCUUCCCGCGUUGCAGAAAAAAGACUCAGAAAUAUCCGUCACAGUCGAGGAUUUGACGUGGAUAGGCAGCAUCACCCUUUUUGCUGGACCACUAGGAUGCCUAGUGAGCGGACCAAUAUCCGAAUUCAUGGGAAGAAAAAAGGCGAUGCUCAUAUCGAAUAUUCCGUACACGAUUAGUUGGAUACUCCUUUACUACGCAGCGACACCGACGAUGCUCUACAUUCCGAUGGCACUGGGAGGGUUUAUCGGCGGCCUCAUCGAAGGGCCGAUAUUGACUUAUGUCUCUGAGAUUACCCAACCUCAUCUCCGAGGACCGUUGUCAGCUACAGCAUCAAUGGCUGUAAUCGUCGGCGUAUUUUUUGAAUUCGCAGCCGGAAGUUUCGUCGAUUGGAGAUACGUCGCUUUGAUAAAUAUUUUAUUUCCGGUUCUCUGCGCAAUUACACUCUCCAUGGUUCCGGAGAGUCCUUACUGGUUGGCUGGCAAAGGACGUGUGAAGGACGCCGAAAAGGCUCUCCGUUUUUUCCGGGGUUGGGUGAGUCCUUCCCACGUGCAAGACGAGCUCCAAACCGUGUUGAAUUCAGUAGGAAAUACUUCGGAUGAAAAAAAUUCGGAUAACGUGAAAAAGGAGAAACGUUGGGAGCCCUAUUUCAAGAUGAGCGUCGUCAAGCCGUUUCUACUGGUAAUAUCAGCCUUCGCCGGUGACGCUUUCGGGGGUUCAACCGUUGUUCAAACUUACGCGAUAUCCAUUUUCGAAGCGUUGAACUCACCGAUCGACACGUACAACGCAACUGUUUGUCUCGGCGUUGCCGAAGUCGCAGGCACUCUUCUCUGCGUCGGUCUCAUCCACUUUACCGGCAAACGAAAAAUAUCCUUCGUUUCGAUGCUCGGCACGGGCCUCUGCUACUUGGGCACAUCCAUUUAUUCGUUUCUCUUGAACAACGGUGAUAUCGAGCCUGAAUCAUGGACAUGGGCACCCACGACUUUGAUCAUUGGUUCUGCUCUCCUGUCGCACCUUGGCCUCAAAUUAGUGGCGUGGAUCCUCAUCGGCGAGGUCUUUCCUGCUACGGUUCGAUCGGGAGCGACUGGCGUCGCGGCAGCGGUUGGCUACGUGGUGUUUUCGAUAGCAAACAAAAUUUAUCUGUACAUGGUGGACGGUAUGAAAAUUUACGGAACGUUCAUGUUCUACGCAGUCAUUAAUUUCCUCACGUGUAUUCUCAUGUACUUCAUUCUGCCGGAAACCGAGGGCAGAUCGCUUCAAGAAAUUGAAGAGCAUUACGCCGGCAUCAACAAAAUUGCGAACAAACCGCGCAAGGAAGCUUUACCGUUCAAAGAAAAAUUCGCUGCGUCCAAUCCAGUGCCUGUCAACGACGAAACGGAGAGCAAAUUGUGAAUUUGUUGCACAUAACUGCACGGAAAUAAAUCCAAUGAUCUUUAUCGUGGAAUCGAAUUUUCGGGUUUUCAAAACCGCGCUAAAGUCAGCGAAUCUUCCACCAUCGAAGAUUCGACUACGUCGGUCGCCUCACCACCGACAAUCAUCGCUGGGGGAGCUCAAAACUACCUUCGGGACUGAAGAUAAAAGGGUGUCGUUGGGACUCGUUCGAGAAGAAAAUAACUUUACUGUAGAAAUAUUUUAAAUGUUCAUGGCCAAUGCCAGAAAAUAUUUCCAGGGCUGAUCUUCAUUUGCUCAGCUUCUUCAAGGAUUCAUUUUUCUUGAAAAAUAUUUUCAAUGUUUUGUGAGGCUUGUAGUGAGGACCACGAAUCUUCGAUUGCAAUUAAAAAAUUGUACACGACCUUGAUCUCCUUUCAUGGAGAUCAGAGUGUCGAAAUUUUUUUCUCAACGAGACCAUUACAUUUCCGCUUUGAGAAGAAUGAAAAAAAUUCGAAAUUUCUCGAGCUGAAAGUCCAAUGCAAUUUCUCGAUGUCAGCAUAAACGAAGAAUGGACCAGAAAAUGGUCGAGAUUUUUUUUUUAAUUUCUAGUUUUAGGAAUAAAAUGUAUUUGCCUCAAUCUUUACUUUCUUUUGAAAAUCACGUAAAAUGACAGUACAUUUAUUGGUGUUGAUAGUAAAAAGUGGACAAAGAAUCUAAAACUCCCAAAAAGUACAAUAGUUUCUUGGCAACCAUCACAGUUUGAAAUAUUCCAUGAGUUGGAAUGACGAAUCCGUGCUACUCCGAGAGAUUUUGGAUUCACCAGGUAUCGUGACAAAUCACGCUGUAAAUAUGAAGGAUUUUGGAAAGUUUAAUGAGAAAAUAAAAAAUGAAGAUUUAGGAGAAAUAAAUAUCUCACGCAGAAUCA
Venturia canescens is the source of this 3200-nucleotide messenger RNA. Its product is annotated as facilitated trehalose transporter Tret1-like. Gene Ontology annotation, cellular component: membrane. The coding region runs from base 719 to 2296 and encodes 525 amino acids. The transcript is spliced from 6 exons. Gene Ontology annotation, molecular function: transmembrane transporter activity. Lineage: Eukaryota; Metazoa; Arthropoda; Insecta; Hymenoptera; Ichneumonidae. The record is from RefSeq and is a predicted model, not a curated record. Gene Ontology annotation, biological process: transmembrane transport.